Messenger RNA from Impatiens glandulifera, 2180 nucleotides. RefSeq lists its product as uncharacterized. Lineage: Eukaryota; Viridiplantae; Streptophyta; Magnoliopsida; Ericales; Balsaminaceae. The transcript has 6 exons. The record is from RefSeq and is a predicted model, not a curated record. Bases 269 to 1774 code for a protein of 501 amino acids.
CGCCAUAAGAACAUGAGCUAGAGAGAAGACGAUAUAUAGAACCAGACCAGAGCGAGUCUUUACAAUGGUAUCUCCACUGAAAAAUCUCAAAAUCUUAAGAAUCAUCUUCUUUUCUCCUUAAUCUGCAUAAGAAGAAACCUAUUUAUCAUUCAAUGAGACCGAUCAUAUCGUUUAUUGAUUGAUUUAUCGCAGAAAAGUUUGUCUGCCCCUUCCGCUUCCUUCCGGGUAUUGAUUUGUUUAAUUUUUCACUUGGAUCUGAAUUGAUAGUAUGGAUAGACCAGGAACUUCGACAAGAACAAAUGAAAAUGAGAACUUUGUUUUCGUGGACAUCCCUGAGUUUAGGUAUUUAAAUUUUGGAAAUACUUGUCAGAGUUCAUCUUCUAAGGUGGAAACCUCGAAAUAUAAGAAAACUAGAGCUGAAGAUGACAGUCAAGAUGUUGAGGUUGAAAUUGUUGGACAAAUGAAUACCGAUAAUAAUAUUAAUAAUAAUAGAAGUUUGAUUAAAGUUGAACAUCAAGACACAACCGAGAGUAGUUCAAGUUCGUUUGGUGAUACUUUUGGGGAAGAUGAGGAUUCUGCAAUGGACAGUGACGUAGAAGCUGAGUCAGAGAUGAAUGUACAUGAUGAAACUCUUCAGUCUAGGAAGAAGAAACUGUUGACACCUCAUUGGAGAUCCUUUGUACGCCCCAUAGUAUGGCGUUGCAAAUGGGCAGAGUUGCAAAUUAGAAAGUUUCAGUCCAUAGCCAGAAAGUGUGAUAAUGAACUUGAAAAAUAUCGUCAAACAAAGCAGUCUGUAUCUGAAAGCAUCGUGUCAGAUGAAUGUGGCUCAAAAUCAUUUCCUACCACUAGUCAUAAUCAAGGCAAGAGGAUCAUGAGAAGGAGGAAAAGGAGAAGAGUUGAAGAGACGGAAGAUGCAGCAUCAUAUAUGUCACGUCAUAACCUAUUCUCAUAUUAUGUGAAUAAAAAGUGUGCGUCGGAUGCUACUCGCAUGGAUGAUGGUUGGGGCUGCGAUGCUAUUCUGAAUGAAAAGAUGCCUAUAGAUGAUGACGAUCAUGGAGUUGACGAUGAAAUGCUACCUCUUGGAAUCCAAGAACGAGAUAUUUACUUUGAGCAGAUCAUGCGGAUGAUUGGAACUGUACACACACAAGUUAAAGAGAUGAAGAAUCAUCUCAACAAGCUAACUAGCGAAAACAGUUUAGUAACAGCUGAGUUAGUUGAUAAGUUAGACUUCCUUCUGCCAUCUAAUGAUACCUCUGCCAGCACUUCUGGAAACCCCGAGUCUCCUGACAACAUUGAAGAGACUGUGGUAGUAGCUCAGAAGUCUGGUGUCUCAUAUGAUAAUAAGAUUGUUGAUAUGCUGCCUAAGCCUGCUGAAAAAGCCAAAACAUUGAUCUGUCAAGAGGUUUCUAAAAUACCGGACAUGAUUGAAAGGAAUGAUGCUCAACCAAAGGAGGUCUCUCAAAUUCCAACUGUGAAGAAAGAGAUUGUAGUUUAUAAUCGAAGACCGAAGCAACCUAAAAAAGUGGAGAAAGUUAGUACGAGACCCGUGCGUAAACACAAGCCCCCAAAAUUCUUUGAUGAGAUGGAAACUACUACAAAUGUUGCGGUUCCAUGUAUUAAGGAGCCGCCGCCUGGUACCCCAUCGAAAGGAAGCCAGUCGAGUCCCAAAAUCCGAUCAAUUUCGAGUUUGACAGGCUCGACUAGUAAUAAUAGUAACAAGAGAAAGAGAAGUAAUAGGCGGAAGAGUUGGUCAGGUAGGCCCAAGCGGAAGUAAGUAGUCUCUGGAUAGGGGUUACAGCCAAAAUUGUUGCAUAUCAUCUUACUGCUAAAAAUGGGGUUGUUUGAAGAGCUUAGCAGAUCAGACUUAGUUAUCAGGAAAGGUUUGAAAAAUUCUUUCCCUCUCGUAUAUAUAGGCGUUAUUAAUAUUUUUAUGAUUAGGGGUUUUCUUCUCAGAGCGAGUAGAUGCAUGUGAUGAUAGAAUUCUUCUUCCCCUUGAAAAAAAUUUGCAAGUUAUUAUUUUAUUUUUUGGAUCCAAAGAGGGAUAUGGAAAGCUUUGUUUCUAUAGAAUGGUUGAAUUGUGAUAGGAAGAUACUUAGGUUGGUUUUUGGUUUUAGAAACUAUUGCUGUGUGAUUCUUGCAACGUUAAAAAAGAUUGUAAGAUUGCAUACAUAUUUGACUCA